AUAAACCACUUGGGAGGACUUCAAACUGUCUAAUUUUUAUCCCACGGGAGUAUAACCUGGUAUUUGGAUCAGUAUUGUGGACUUGGGACAAUAUGGACAGUAACAUGAGACAAAUUACAUUACAUACGCUUGUAUUGGCGCUGGUUUCAUUCUUCACGACGUCUUGCGCCUCAGACGUGUUUCCAAAAGCAAAGAAUGUAUCCUGGUCUUCUGUAAACUUUAAAUCCAUGCUAACGUGGAGUCCAAAACCAACCAAUUAUUCCUACACAGUUGAGUUUUCUGAACUCAGCCAGGACAGAGAACGCACGCCAUACUGCAUCAGGACGAUGGAUACCGAAUGUGACCUGACUGCAGUGUUAAAAAACCUGAAGGCCUAUUACAGCGCUGACGUCCUGUCUGAACCCAUGCGGGGCGUCUCCUCUGAUCUGGUCGAAUUCCCUCAUGUCAGCUCUGGGAAAUUCUCUCCUUAUCAUGACACGGACAUUGGUAGACCAGAGUUUAAAAUAGAAGUAAGCAGCGAUAAAAGAAUGACAAAGCUGCAUGUGACGGACGUCCCGACGGCUCUGUUUGAUGAUCAGAAAAAGAGAUUAAAUAUUCGGGAUGUUUUCGGGGAUGAGCUGCAGUAUAAGGUUAUCUACAGAAAGGCCAAGAGCACAGGAAAGAAAGAAAUGCUUAGUAAAAAAAGCAUAAUUGAGAUGCCGGAUUUGGACCGAGGAGUGGGUUACUGUUUUAAUGUUCAAGCUUAUCUACCUUCACGUGCUGCAAACAAACAAUUCGGAGAGCUCAGCAGCGUCCACUGCUCUACAGAAGAAAACACAACCGUCUUUGAAGAGUACGGCACGGGUGUCAUCACUGGAGUUAUUGUUUUCAUCCUUUCGGCAAUAAUAGUCAUCGUUUUGGUCAUCGUGAUGUGCUGCAGACGAAGGAGGAGAGCGGAAAACGAAGGAAAAGAGGGAUUAGCAUUGAAUGGUCUGUGAGGAGUGCACAUGCCCUGUUUGGUACAACUAAAUUAAUGUAAAGGGAGGAUUGCUGUUCCGUUCCACUACCGAAAUACUGUUUCUGUGAAACCUCAGAAUGUAGAUAUGUUAGACAUAUAAUUUAGCAAGACGCGAGCUUUUUACUAUCAGGGUGGUGGGUUCUUUAGUCUGGCACUGAAUUGUACUGUAUAAAUGUUUUUUUUUUAUAUACCGUUGAAGUCAAAGUUAUUCGCCCUCCUGAGAAUUUUUAUUUAUUUAUUUUCAAUUAUUUCCCAAAUAAUGUUUAACAGAGCAAGGAAUUUUUCACAGUAUUUCUUAUAAAAUAUUUUUUUUUCUGGAGAAAGUUUUUAAUUUAAAAAAAAAAAAA
Danio rerio (zebrafish) is the source of this 1344-nucleotide messenger RNA. RefSeq names its product coagulation factor III, tissue factor a (gene f3a). The record is from RefSeq and is marked provisional. NCBI's taxonomy places the organism in Eukaryota, Metazoa, Chordata, Actinopteri, Cypriniformes, Danionidae. Gene Ontology annotation, cellular component: membrane. Gene Ontology annotation, biological process: blood coagulation.